Meriones unguiculatus (Mongolian gerbil) is the source of this 1253-nucleotide messenger RNA. RefSeq names its product C-type lectin domain family 2 member D11-like. NCBI's taxonomy places the organism in Eukaryota, Metazoa, Chordata, Mammalia, Rodentia, Muridae. The transcript is spliced from 5 exons. The record is from RefSeq and is a predicted model, not a curated record. Gene Ontology annotation, cellular component: external side of plasma membrane. Bases 67 to 738 code for a protein of 223 amino acids.
UUCCUCGCCUCUCAGCUUUCAAGUUUCAGUCUUCCCAUAGCUGAAGCUCAGCUUCUCAGCUCUGAAAUGGGAACCCCAGACACAUCUGUGGGCAUGCUCACUGCCACAGACUGCCUGCCGGAAGGACAAAUGGAUAAAAAGCUGCAAGAAAAAUAUCUCAGCAUCACAUCUCCUGAGGCUCCUGCUAAGCUUUACUGCUGCUAUGUAGUGAUCACAGUCCUCACUGUAGCUGUGACUGCGCUUUCUGUUGCUUUGGCAGUAAGAAAGAAUGAACAGGGCCCAGUGAAAAACACCUAUGCUGCUUGCCCAAGACACUGGAUUGGAUUUGGAAAUAAAUGUUUUCAUUUUGCUGAAUCCACAAGUAACUGGACCUUCAGCCAGGCCUCCUGUGUGGCACAAGAGGCCCAACUUGCUCGAUUUGACAACCUGGAGGAGCUGGGUUUCCUAAGGAGAUACAAGGGGACUUUGGACUACUGGAUCGGCCUGCACAGAGAGUCACCACAACUCCCUUGGAGAUGGACAGACAACACUGAGUAUAAUAGCACAUUUCCCAUCCGGGGAGUGGCAAACCAUGCCUACCUCAGCAACAACGGGAUCAGCAGUGCCAGGGUCUAUGUAGAUAAAAGAUGGAUCUGUAGCAAGCCCAACAGCUAUAACCUCCAUAGCCAAAAUCAUUUUUCUAGCCUUUGCCAAGAGAUGCUUGUUGGCACUCAUAUAUUUAGUUUAAAGUACAAUUAAAGUUAGUGAACCCUACUUUUAUUUUUGUGCAGAGAAGUCCUUCUUUUGAGUCUAUGAGACCACAAAAAUGAGUUCCUAAAGUGUGUGUGUAUGUUAGAAAGUGACACACACCUGAGAUACCAGCUACUUAAGAAACAGGAGAGACACAGGUUCACAGUGGGAAGCAGAGGAUCAAGCUCAGCUGAUGUGUGGUUUUACUCUUUAGAUAAAAUGAUGCUCUGACUAGACAGCAACAACCAGGUAAAUCUGGAGCCUGUCAUGUGGCAGGAGAAAGGAACUCAGCCAAACCCUGCUUUUGUUUGCACUGGACUCAGACAAUGGCUGUGGUAUAAGCUCUAGCUAUGUGAGCCUCACAGCUCAUUCCACAGAAGUGCUUAUCUAGCAAAACACACCAUCAGUGGAGUGGGAAAAGGACAUGUGAGGAGAUGAGGGAGGGAGAGAAGGCGAGAUUGGGAGGGGCCCAGGGUGUGGUUACAGCUGGGAUACAAAGUGAGUAACAUGUAAUAAAUAAAAAA